Molecule: messenger RNA, 548 nt
Organism: Prorocentrum cordatum
Lineage: Eukaryota; Dinophyceae; Prorocentrales; Prorocentraceae
Source: the annotation of a GenBank genome assembly
GCUGGGGCAAGUGCGCCCCCUGGCGGAUGCGCAUGCCGCUCCCGUGGCUCGCGGUGGCGGCGGUGUCGGGCAUCGUGCUCCGUGGCAACGCCGGGCUGGCCGCCCUCCUGCUGUGCCCUGCGGCCCUGGGCAAGCCGGGCAAGAUGGGGUGCUGGGGCUUCUCAGUGGUGAUCGGCGCUUUCCUGUUUUUCGUGCCGUGCCUGCUCGCGAUGAAGCGUCGCGCGGCGACGGCCCCCAGUCGCUUCUGGUCGUUCCGUUCCCGCCAGGGGCGCUGGCUUGGCGACGCGGGGGGCGGCGUGCGCACUCGGGCCGCUGGGCUUCCCGUCUCGGUCUACGCCCUCCGCCGCGGGGGCGCGUUGGGCGACCUGUUGGCCUGCCGCCGGCAAGGCUUCGACGUCCAGCAGCGGGGCGGGUGGGCCAGCGACGAGAACUUCAGGAGGUGCGCGAAUCAGGCUGGGAUCACCUCAGAGUUGCAGCGCGCGGGCCCCGCCGUCGCCGCCCGCGGGCAGGAGAGGGGCGCCCUGCUCGCGGGCAUCGUCCUCAACGAG